AUGGCCACAGAUUUCUCCAAGGUGGGAAGAUUCACCUCCUCGCCAGCCAUGACUGAAUGGGAUAUCAUUGUCGUGGGAUCUGGCCAUAAUGGCUUGACCGCAGCCGCCUACCUUGCGGUAGCUGGGAAGAAAGUCCUCGUCCUCGAAAAGGCUUCUUACCCCGGAGGUGGGGUGGCCAGCUUGCAGAUGGCCGAGCCAGGCUUUAUCAGCGAACGUCACAGCGCCAUUCAUCAACUGAUUCUCGCGAACCCCAUGAUCACGCACGAUGAACUUGGUUUACAAUCUCGGUACGGCCUCGUUUACAAGCAGCUAGACCCGUGCUAUGCCAUAGUCAUGGAAGACAAAGUCCUACCCAUCUACAGAGAGCGUCACAGGACUAUCGAUGCCAUUCGAGAGUUUUCGUCGGAAGAUGCCGAUGCCUACAACGUCUUUGUGGACAAAAGCCGACACAUCACCGAGCUUUUGAUGCCCUCUAUGUUCGAACCUCCCCGCGACAUGUCGGCGGAUAUUGCCAGCAGCCCUUUCGGGGAAGAAAUUGCCAUGGCAUCAACCAGCCCAUCCUUGGAUAUUAUCCAAAGAUACUUCAAGAGCGAGAUUCUUCAAGUUGCGUUACUGAGAUUCGUAACUGAGAUCCAGCUCGCUCAUCCAAAAACGACCGGCACGGGCUUGAUGGCUUACUUGGCUUUCGGACUUCUUGAUAUCUACGGCCUUUGCGUCCCCGAAGGGUCCGGAUCUGCAUGGACAGAAUCUGUAAUUCGCUGUCUCAGAGACCACAGCGGCGAUGUCAAGUUGAAUACAGAAGUCACUAAAGUCAUCACCGAAGGCGGGCGCGCCGUCGGAGUCAGAACUCGUUUUGGAGAGUUGAGGGCGAGAGAGGCCGUCAUCGGGCAGAUCCACCCCCACAAUCUUGGACAUCUUGUCGACGGAAUCGAUCCAUCAGUCAUAUCAGACGCCUCAAACACUCGUGUCUCUGACUUCACUCUUCUCGUCAUUCACGCCGCUCUCGAACGCCCGCUAAAGUUCAAAGCGGGUCCAAUCGCCGACAAGACUGUCAUGAAUACUUGCUGCCCAGGUAAUCUCAAAGACCUCAUCCAGAGCUACGACGAAAUGAGUCAAGGAAUACUUCCAGAGAAUAUCAUGAUCGGAGCCUCUUGUAUCAGUGCAGGUGACGAAACUCGUUGUCCGCCAGGCAAGUCGCUGCUGCACUGUGUUGUCAUGUGCAAGGCAGAGCCUGCCGAUGGCGGAUGGGCUGCGUGGGAUCGCAUCAAGGACGAUUGGGUGCAGCGAGUCUUCUCGUACUUUUCAAAGUACUUGGAAAACUUUACUCCCGACAUUGUUCGCUCCUAUCAUGUUGUUGCUCCUCCGGAUCAUCAAUCUGACAGCCCCAGUUUCCAGCGUGGCGACAUUGCCGGUCUUUCCAUGAGAGGGGACCAGAUGGGGAUCAACCGUCCUACACCUGCCCUCGCUCAAUAUCGUGUGCCUGGAAUUCGGGGUCUUUACCUCGCCGGACCUUUCAUGCAUCCGGGUGGAGGGGUUUGGGGCGGUGGUCGUCCGGUAGCAAAGAGGGUGCUCGAGGAUCUUGGAAUUGACUUUGAUAAGAAGUUUGUGCAAAACAGCUCGCGUAUUUGA
Molecule: messenger RNA, 1629 nt
Organism: Colletotrichum fioriniae
Lineage: Eukaryota; Fungi; Ascomycota; Sordariomycetes; Glomerellales; Glomerellaceae
Source: RefSeq, a predicted model, not a curated record